AUGAUAGAGCUAGCAGCUCCAAUAAUAGAUCCCUUUAUAGCGAACACUUUCCGCAUCGUCUGCUUGUUAUUUGUGGCGGAAGUAGUCGGGGUUUGUGGGAUAAUGACAAAUGUAAUUAACAUACUAGUGUUCAGGGGACAGGGUUAUCAAGAUGGCGUGAACAUCACCCUAACUGCCCUGGCGGUCAGCGACAUCGGUGCCCUGAUUUCUCAACAGAUUUACAAUCUGCUGCUGAUUCCAAUGAUUCAAGAAACUGAUCUAGUCAUCCUAAAAAGUCAUCUGGGCGUUCUGGUCAUCUACGUGAAUGAGUACUUCGUCAGAGUGAGCAGCUUGGUGACGUCUUUUGCCUCUGUGGAGAGGUGUGUUUGUGUGGUGAUGCCCUUAAAGGUCAAGAGCAUCAUCACCAGAAAGGUCGUUUUCACGGUCAAUGUAACCAUCUUCUUAGUUCUCUCCCUUUACUUGUUCCCGCCGUACUUUUCCAUUUACCUUGGCCUUAAGGUAAUCCCAGGUUGGAACAGAACAGUGCUGUCCAUCUUCUAUCAGAGCUAUGGCGAGAGCGUCCUGAGGCUCUCCUACAACUUCACAGACCUCUUGCUUCCUUACGGCACCUUCCUGAUUCUCAUCUUAUCUGCGGCGACCAUAUUCUUCCAGCUGAAAGCCAAGGCCAAGUGGAGACAGUCCAUCUCAAGUGAAUCUCUGCAGAGCGGCAAGAGCGUCGCGCCAUUCAAGGAGAGAAAGUCGGUCGUGAUGCUGAUGACGGUAUCCAUCGUCUGCGUGCUGCUGGUUCUGCCCAAGUCUCUGAUGCUGACGGUCGGUGGAGUAGUUAGGGAGAUGAAGAUGGAUGGGGCCUACAAGGAUAUCACCACCAUCGUCUACUCCUUCACGUCAUUGCUGGAAACCAUCAACAGCAGCAUCACCAUCUUUAUCUACUAUAGAAUGAGCACAAAGUAUCGAACGGAAUUUCAGAAAUUCUUUUCCGUUUUUAAAAAAUAG
Messenger RNA from Biomphalaria glabrata, 993 nucleotides. RefSeq lists its product as uncharacterized. NCBI's taxonomy places the organism in Eukaryota, Metazoa, Mollusca, Gastropoda, Planorbidae. The coding region runs from base 1 to 993 and encodes 330 amino acids. The transcript has a single exon. Gene Ontology annotation, cellular component: plasma membrane. Gene Ontology annotation, molecular function: G protein-coupled peptide receptor activity. Gene Ontology annotation, biological process: G protein-coupled receptor signaling pathway. The record is from RefSeq and is a predicted model, not a curated record.